Messenger RNA from Molossus molossus (Pallas's mastiff bat), 2211 nucleotides. It is a transcript of the gene GALNT16, whose product is annotated as polypeptide N-acetylgalactosaminyltransferase 16. The record is from RefSeq and is a predicted model, not a curated record. Bases 96 to 1775 code for a protein of 559 amino acids. Gene Ontology annotation, cellular component: Golgi apparatus. NCBI's taxonomy places the organism in Eukaryota, Metazoa, Chordata, Mammalia, Chiroptera, Molossidae. The transcript has 15 exons.
GAGCGAAAACAAACAGCUGGGGCUGCGAGCGCCUCCUCCCCGGCCCCUAAAGCUCUCCGGCCCGGGCCCCCACUCGGGGCGCCCUCCCGCCCACCAUGAGGAAGAUCCGCGCCAAUGCCAUCGCCAUCCUGACCGUAGCCUGGAUCCUGGGCACUUUCUACUACUUAUGGCAGGACAACCGUGCCCACGCAGCAUCCUCAGGCGGCCGGGGCGCGCAGAGGGCCGGCGGGAGGCCGGAGCAGCUCCGCGAAGACCGCACCAUCCCGCUCAUUGUGACAGGAACACCCUCCCGAGGCUUUGAUGAGAAGGCGUACCUGGCGGCCAAGCAGCUGAAGCCCGGUGAGGACCCCUACAGGCAGCACGCCUUCAACCAGCUGGAGAGCGACAAACUGAGCUCAGACCGCCCCAUCCGGGACACCCGCCACUACAGUUGUCCAUCUCUGUCCUACUCCACGGACCUGCCGGCCACCAGUGUCAUCAUCACCUCCCACAAUGAAGCCCGAUCCACCCUGCUGCGCACGGUGAAGAGUGUCCUGAACCGAACUCCUGCCAACCUGAUCCAGGAGAUCAUUUUAGUGGAUGACUUCAGUUCAGAUCCUGAAGACUGUCUGCUCCUGACCAGGAUCCCCAAGGUCAAAUGCCUGCGCAACGACCGGCGGGAAGGGCUGAUCCGGUCCCGCGUUCGCGGGGCAGAUGUGGCCUCAGCGGCCGUCCUCACCUUUCUGGACAGCCACUGUGAAGUGAACACCGAGUGGCUGCAGCCCAUGCUGCAGCGGGUGAAGGAGGACCACACCCGCGUGGUGAGCCCCAUCAUUGAUGUCAUCAGUCUGGAUAAUUUUGCUUACCUUGCUGCGUCCGCUGACCUUCGCGGAGGAUUCGACUGGAGCCUACAUUUCAAGUGGGAGCAGAUCCCUCUUGAGCAGAAGAUUGCCCGGACAGACCCCACCAAGCCCAUAAGGACGCCUGUCAUAGCUGGAGGGAUCUUUGUGAUUGACAAGUCCUGGUUUAACCACUUGGGAAAGUAUGAUGCCCAGAUGGACAUCUGGGGGGGAGAGAAUUUUGAGCUCUCCUUCAGGGUGUGGAUGUGCGGAGGGAGCCUGGAGAUCGUGCCCUGCAGCCGCGUGGGCCAUGUCUUCCGGAAACGGCAUCCCUACAACUUCCCUGAGGGCAACGCCCUCACCUAUAUCAGGAACACCAAGCGCACUGCAGAGGUGUGGAUGGACGAGUACAAGCAGUACUACUACGAGGCCCGGCCCUCGGCCAUCGGGAAGGCCUUCGGCAGUGUGGCCACAAGGAUCGAGCAGAGGAAGAAGAUGAACUGCAAGUCCUUCCGCUGGUACUUGGACAACGUCUACCCAGAGCUCACGGUCCCAGUGAAGGAAGUGCUCCCCAGCAUCAUUAAGCAAGGGGUUAAUUGCCUAGAAUCCCAGGGCCAGGACGCUGCUGGGAACUUCCUGCUUGGAGUGGGGAUCUGCAGAGGGUCCGCCAAGAAUCCCCCGGCACCCCAGGCAUGGCUGUUCAGUGACCACCUCAUCCAGCAGCAGGGGAAGUGCCUGACGGCCACCUCCCCCUCCACCUCCAUCUCCCCUGGGUCCCUUGUGGUGCUGCAGACAUGCAACCCGAGAGAAGGCAGGCAGAGAUGGAGGAGAAAAGCUUCUUUCAUCCAGCAUUCAGUCAGCGGCCUCUGCCUGGAGGCCAAGCCCACCCAGCUGGUGACCAGCAAGUGCCAGGCUGACGCCCCGGCCCAGCAGUGGCAGCUGUUGCCGCACACAUGAUGGUAGCCCGGGGCCUCCGUACCUUUUGCAUGAGACUUUGGGGCUGGAGGGUUAGGGUGGGGGAGUGUAAAGCGGCCGUUUUCAUCUCCUCACAUUUCUGCCCGAACCAUCAGCCAACCCCUGCCAUGAGACACCAUUCUCCAGGCUCGCACAGGAGGGCGGGGGGCAGGCCCGGUGCCCAGGCUGCCGACCCGCCCUCCGCCCGGGAGAGGAGGUCAGGACGCUGGACCGUUGCUGGGCAGAGACUGGGCAAGUGCCCUCACCCUUUGUCCCUUCCCUCUCCUUCCUGGGGCCCGUGGUUUGGGUACCCUCCCCUUGUUGUCUGGGGAGAGCAAGGACAGAAGCCCACACAGGGUCCCCACUGUGUCGCAGGGCCUGCCUGUGGGAUCGAGCACGAGAAGAAAGCGUAGGCGGCGUGGAAGACGGGCUGGGAGGA